This is a messenger RNA of Oreochromis niloticus (Nile tilapia), 2226 nucleotides long. RefSeq lists its product as uncharacterized. Lineage: Eukaryota; Metazoa; Chordata; Actinopteri; Cichliformes; Cichlidae. The record is from RefSeq and is a predicted model, not a curated record. Bases 1 to 1686 code for a protein of 561 amino acids. The transcript has 9 exons.
AUGGAUGAAGAACAGUCUGACUCUUAUGAUGCCAUUAAAGCUGCAGUGUUAUCCAAGUUUAAUGUAACAGAGGAGACCUACAGAUACCGGUUCCGGAGCACCAGUGUACCAGUGGGAGAGAGUCCAGACGUCCACACAUGGGUGAAGGAGAACAACCCAAAGACAGGAGGGGAAGCUGCAGAUCUGGCUGAACGUUACCUAGCUGCUCAUCGUCAACCUUCUAAGUCAAAGAUGACUGUGGUGGGACCAAGAGAAGUGCCACAGGCUUCAAUUGGUUUCUCCCCUUUUGAGCUGCUCUAUGGAAGGCAGGUUAGAGGCCCUCUGGAUAUGCUGAAAGAGAACUGGGUGGCUGGAGUGGCACCGGGGUCUACUGAAGUGGCUUCGACGACCAACAUCGUUUCCUACAUAUUGCAGAUGAGAGACAAACUGGAAACAUACAGAGAAAAGCCUGAAGACAGUGGCAUUUUGGAGGUUGGAGAAGUUGAGAUGAGUCCAUUCAGAGACAUGCCCAAAUCUGAAGACCCUCCUGAACAUCUGACUGAAGAUCAGUGUCAUCAGUUGAACGAGUUUGCAGCUCCCUACCUGGAUGACGUGGUGAUUUACAGUGAGUCUUGGGAGGAACACCUGCAGCAUCUAAAGGUUGUGAUGGCAAAGAUCCAGAAGGCUGGUUUGACUCUGAAUGUAGAUGCCUCUAAUGUUGGACUUGGAGCAGUGCUGGCUCAGAGAGAAGCUGGCUGCACAGGGUCAGAGUGGACGUUUUGGAGCAGGAAGCACCUGAAGGACGACGUUAAAGACAGUCAAACUUCCUCUGAGGAGAUGGACAGAAACGAGGAACUGGACACAUUGUUUCAGAGGUUACGCGUAUUUAAACACUGCAGAGCAGACAGACUGAGCAGCUGUGAUGAAAGGAAAAGACUGACAAAGCUGGCAAUGAGAAGCUGCACAGAUGAAGUUGUCCUGCAGUGGCUGAGAAAAAACUCAGAAUCUGACGCCUUCAGCAAACUCACAAACAUGUUUGACUUCCUGAAGAAACACAUUGAUGAGGAGGAGAAGAAGAACCACAGUGAUGAUGUUCACAUCACCUUUAUGGCUCAUAGUUUAAUCAGAGACUUCAUGAUCCCAGCCAGCUGUUACCUGCCUCUGCCCACCAUCACUGACGUGCUCCUGUAUUCUCCCUGGAACUGCGUCACUUCUGGUUUAGUGUACGGUAUCGCUACAGGAAAACUGAGGCCUCAGCACAGAGUUUUUUACUGCAACGAUAAAGAAAGCUGUACCAUUCCUGAUGACAAACAUCGACCUGUGAACCUGCCAGAUCACUGGAACUCACUGAAGAAAGCUGGAGCACAGAUGGUCCCAAACAUCACGGUUAACCCUCUUCGAGAUGAAGAUAGAAGAUGGAAAUACUUUGAGUCUCUCUCAGCUCAACACGGACCACCAGGAAGGAACCGCAUCGUCAUCCCAUUCAACCUCCCAGGACGGGAAUAUGAAAGCAUCCCGUUCUCUGUGGUGACCUUGGCUCUGUCCCUGGUGCUCCUCUCCUCCAGGUUUAAAGCCACUCUUCACUUCGAUGGUUGUCUCAGUGAUCACUCUACUGGACAGAAAUUUGACAGGAAGUAUCUUCAGGAGCAGUACGCCUGCACCAUCGACAACAGCUGGAUGAAAUGUUCACCUGAAGCUUUCAGAUGAUGAUAAAUGCUGCUUGUGUUAGACAUGUUUGUGGACAUUUUAGUGUAAAGAUGAAGAUGAUAAAAGUUAUUUUUCUAUAUUUGAGGCUCAGAUUUAUGAUGAAUGGACUUGAAUCAUCAUUUAGUUCCAGCUCAUAAUCUGAUCAUAUCUGCUAACAUCUGUGGAGGUUGUUAAUAUAAACAGACUCACCUGUUCUCUGCUCGCUGCUCACAGGUGACGUGAUGCUGAUGUCAGACCUUCAACCAGCACACACACAGAUCAUUGACGUGACAUAUAUAGAUUAUUUAUGUACAUUAUGUAUUAUGUAAUAUUUUGAUCUUUUAUUGCUUUAUGUUGGGCUUUUAGAUCCGUACUUGGGUGGAACAAUAAGUUAUGAGCCACAACUUUCUAACUCAGACUCUGAACUGUGUCACGUUCCAAACAUAGAAGUAACACAAGUCUACAAGUUGUACAUCUAUAUUUUCAUGCCUGCAGACUCUGUAAUUGUUUCUGAUCUUUUGUUAUUGUAAAACAUUAAAAUGUGAAGAUGAUGUCAUCUAA